AUGGAGCGUCCAAUGGGACAAAAAGCAGCAAAAAGGAAGGGUAAGGCAUCCGAAAUUCCAAAUGCAACGCAAGAUGCAAAGAAUAAAAGAGCAAUAACAAUGGACAGACUUGCGCAAGCUAAGGAGGACGAGCUAGAAUUAAGGGUAGUGCAAAUGAUGAUGAAAGACACUUCUACUAUGAACGAUAGUCAACAAGAUAUUCAUGAAAAAUAUUAUAAUUACGAUCAAGAAUUUUGGGAGUUGGUUGAAGAAGAAUUUAUGGACGACAGUGAUGAAGAAGAACAACUUCAGAAUGAACGUCGAUCUGGAAGUUCCUCUAGGCCAAAGAGAAGAACAACGGUAGAUCGAGGUCGUGAAGAAGGGCACAAUCGAUUAUUCAAUGACUACUUCUCAGAAAACCUAGUAUACACAGAUGUUCAAUUCCGAAGAAGGUUCAGAAUGCAUAGGCAUGUAUUUCUUCGAAUUGUAGAUGCCCUUGGAAAUCAUGAUGAAUAUUUCCAAAUGAGGGUCGAUGCAACUGGUAAAAUGGGUCUUUCACCAUUGCAGAAAUGUACAUCUGCUAUUCGUAUGCUGGCGUAUGGGUCUCCUGCUGACCUUGUAGACGAAUAUGUUCGAAUCGGUGAAAGCACUUCAAUUGAGUGCUUAGAAAGAUUUGUUAAGGGUGUCGAUGUUGUAUUUGGCGCUGAGUAUUUGAGAAAGCCUAACAACAAUGAUGUUGAACAUCUUUUACAAAUGGGAGAGUCACGUGGCUUUCCAGGUUCAAACAAUGACAUUAAUGUGCUAAACCAAUCCAACGUGUUUAACGAUAUUUUGGAAGGACGUGCUCCCAAUGUGCAAUAUACAAUCAAUGGGACACCAUAUAAUAUGGGGAAAUGUGUUACAGACGUUGUGAUAUCUAUUAUUACUUAUGUUGAUGAAACUAAUCUUAGUAUUAAUGAAAAGAUGAUCAAUGUUACUUCUCUUUCUGAGCCUAUGAGAAGCCACAUUCUCAAGAUUUUGAUUCAAGAGAAAAAGGUCUUGCAAGAGAUCAUCAUUACAUUCUCUACUAAAAAGGUUAUGGGAAGGGAUAGAUCUUGA
Lathyrus oleraceus (garden pea) is the source of this 1077-nucleotide messenger RNA. RefSeq lists its product as uncharacterized. Lineage: Eukaryota; Viridiplantae; Streptophyta; Magnoliopsida; Fabales; Fabaceae. The record is from RefSeq and is a predicted model, not a curated record. The coding region runs from base 1 to 1077 and encodes 358 amino acids. The transcript is spliced from 4 exons.